Messenger RNA from Daphnia magna, 1866 nucleotides. Its product is annotated as apolipoprotein D. NCBI's taxonomy places the organism in Eukaryota, Metazoa, Arthropoda, Branchiopoda, Diplostraca, Daphniidae. The record is from RefSeq and is a predicted model, not a curated record. The coding region runs from base 1214 to 1831 and encodes 205 amino acids. The transcript has 5 exons.
CGAAGGUGGAGUAAAAAUCUACUCGUAAAAUAGGUAGUCCUGAUUGUUAUAGCUGCACAUCACUUCCCCCCUAACCGCGAAAACAGCAGGAAUAUAGCUGCUUCCGCAGCAUACCGUUAGUUGACUUGACUGAUGAUGUUCGAAUUGUUGUACGUCGCAAGUUUUGAAAAUAUUGUAGUUGAAAUAAUAAAGGAAGUAAAUAAUUUGCGUGUAAUGUUCGCGGUAUACCGCUGCAAUAGGUGGCCAUACAUCAGCGUGUGCCUUGCUGUCAUGGAGCACAAAUGAAUUAUAUUAUAUUGCACCGCAAAGUGAAAUCUUUCUUGAAAAAGGAAAGUACCCUUGGUUGGGUCUGGUUCAAUAAUCUUAAGAAAUUUAAUUUUUUCAUACAAUGCAUACAUUUACGUAAAAACUAACGAACAAGCCAUUUCGCAUCGGUUGGUUACCUUAUGCAAUACAGAUUCUUCAGUCCGCGCGGUCAAGGGUAAAUUACUUUCUCUUUUCCAGAAGCAGUCCUUCAAGCACCUGAGCAAAUAAUUCUCUUGGUCUCUUAGAAAAAAGGUCGGUUUAAGGAAUUCCUAUUACGGUGGUAGUGACCGGACAGAAAUAGCGGAUCAUGCCAUCGCAACACAAUACCAUAAUAAUACAGUCUAUAUUCCAUAGUCUCUAUAGCUCAAUUUCUAUUUCGUUUUGAAAAACCUCACUCGUGGGACAACAAUUGCAAAAAGUGAGGGUAUUUUCUAUCCGCUCGCUUUAUCCUGUGGUGGACGCAUGGAUUUCCUGCCUCAUUAUUUCGUGAACGGAAGAAUACCAAGCCCCUAACAAAUGGUAACGUUGUAUUUGUAAGGCUCAAGUUUUCUCAAUGUACAAUGUUCCAAGUGAAAUUUUCCUAUACAAAAUCUCACACUUAAUCUCUUUUACUGUUGAUGUAUGAGACGCAGUUUUCUCAUUCUUUCUACAAGUCAGAGGAUUCGUUAUCCAACAACUCUGCACUUUUAUUUUCUAUCAAAAAUUGAUCCAAACUUGAAAAGCAGGGCCUAUAGAUUUCACUUUUGCUGUUUGCAAAUUAUAUAAAGAUCUAAAAAGAAGGAAAGAGGUUGCAUGUUAUGGCAGUCUUCAUUGGAAGCAUCCUCCACCAACAUGGAAAUUGCUCUCGUUUGCUUCUUUUGUCGUUCUUCCAAUUUUUAGUUGAAAACAUUGAAAUAAACGUAAGAAAAUGAGACAGCAGUACAGAGGAACAAGUGCUUUUUCCCGCUUUGUUUGCUUGCUGAUUUUGAGUGUAACGAAGCAAAGCGUUAAAACACAGGUUGCAUUCGACGCAGUUUGCCCAGACGUCAACGUAGUGCAAAAUUUUGACGCGCAAAAGUAUUCAGGUGUAUGGUUUGAGAUCGAAUCAUAUCCUGGGAUGAUUGACGAGUUCGACAUUUGCAUGUCUUUAAAUUAUACGAUGCAAACAGACGGCAAUCUUCAGGUUAGCAGUUCUUGGUUCAAUACCAGUUCCAAGGUUCAUGAAAGUAUCCAAGGAAGUGUUCGUCUUAUCAAUCCUAGUUUGGGAGCAAAACUACUGGUUACAUUUCCCACUUCACCUGUCAGUCAGUCAAUGUCAACCGACGGUAACUUUUGGCUCCUGGAAACGGAUUACGUAAAUUAUUCUAUUGUUUUUCUUUGCCUUCCGGUCGGAUCGAACAUAAGCUUUCAAUAUCUUUCUUACUUAAGCCGAGAGCGCUUUCCCUUUGCAGCCGGUUUGAAUUUCAUUCAUCAGCGUAUGGAGUCGCUGGGGCUAGAUCGAACGUUUCUCAAACCUAACGAUCAGAUAAACUGUCCGUUUAACUGAAAAGGACAAUAAACAAAGGUUGUUUGUUACGGAAC